AAAAUUAUUAUGUCUUGUUUCCAAAAAAUCUAGAACUUGAAAGAUUGAUGCAGAACCGGGAGGAAAAGAAACUGUUUUCAUUUCAGUACCUGGUUCUAGGUUAUACUGAGUGGUGUUGUGAUUGUGACAAUGGUGUAUUAAUGAAAUAAUUCUAUGGGCGUGUAUGAAGAAUAUUUUUUGAGAUUUAUAUAAUAAAACAACAGUUAAAAUGUCGACAGUUCUUUUAGCCGUAGUUGCCGUUAUUUUGUGCAUUCUUUUCCGAAUAUUAAACGUUAACAGCCAGCCUUAUAAACCCGUCAUUUACGGAAGAGACAGGAAUUUUAUUGAAAAUAUUUUAUUUAUUGCGCCCUUUUUGAAUGAACCUUAUACACCAACAAGAUUGUGGGGCUUCAGUGGUCAUGUACAGACAAUACUUCACAGUCUGAUUGGCCGAGUGAGGUGCCCCUGGCCAAUUGGUGGCAGGAUAUCACUGGUUCUACCUGACAAGUCCACACUAACAUAUGAUCUCUAUGAACCAGUUGGAUCUGAACGGGAAGAUGACGUCACUGUCGCGAUCUGCCCUGGAAUCGGCAACACAUCUGAAAGUGUCUACAUCCGUACCUACGUGCAUUACUCGCAAUGCCACGGCUACCGCUGCGCCGUGCUCAACCACAUCGGCGCCCUCGCCAGUGUACCCGUCACCGGAGCCCGCAUAUUCUCUUACGGUCACACAGACGACUUUGGUUACAUGGUUGAUAAUUUAAUAGAACGAUACCCAAACACCAAAUUAAUUCUAGUCGGAUUCAGUCUAGGAGGUAAUUUGAUAUCGAAGUAUUUGGGCGAGGACAGGAAGCGACCUCUUAAUAUUGUGGGAGGAAUCUCAAUAUGCCAAGGAUACAACGCUAUUGACACGAUGGUUCAUCUUCUGCAAUGGCAAAAUUUCCGUCGUUUCUACUUGUAUAUAAUGACUGAUAACUAUCGUAAUAUUAUCACACGACACAAGCGCAUCCUGCUCAGCCAAGAGAUGAAGACCAGAUACUCUUUAGAUGAGAAUAUGAUCGUAUCCGCAGGUACACUGCCUGACUUAGAUGAAGCCUAUUCAAGGCGUGUGUACGGGUUUGAAUCUGUAACGGAUUUGUACAAAUGGAGUUCCUCAGCAUUCUACCUCGACAAUAUAAAAACCCCAAUGGUGUUCAUAAACGCGCGAGAUGACCCCAUUGUUCCUGAACAGCUGUUGCCUGUUGCACGGGAAUUUGUUAGUUCACACGAUAAAGCGAUGUACUUAGAGCUAGCGCACGGGGGGCACUUAGGAUUCUAUGAAGGUGGGCUGGUGUACGCAAACCCAGUGACGUGGCUGGACCGCGCCCUCGUCGGCCUUGUGGGGGGUCUCCUCAUGGCACAUGAUAAGUGCGCCCCUAAGGACGCCCCCCUCCUUGAUGCUAUCCCCGAUGAAGACGAGCCGGACUUGAUCAAAUCCGCAACCAUCAUCUAUCGGGAUCCCCUCGACAAAACUCAAAAGGUCUAAUUAUUUAUAUUCCUACUUUUAAAGGAGGCCUUUGUUCAUGAUUAACGGUAGUUUAAAACAGUGAUUUUCAAACUUUGUGAUAAAUUAAAUUUUUUGAUGCUUCAUAACACCCUGUAUACUCCAUCCAAGAGUUGAAAACCACUGUUUUAUACUAACUCUGAUUUAAAGGGUGAUUUUAUGUCGCCAAAAACGGCAUAGCCUUGGCGAUUUAUUAUUUUAUAGUUGUUUGCUUCAUAGCUAGUGUAUGUUAGCUGAAACAGUAUUCAAUGUUCUACAGAAUAUAGUUUUAGGUUACAAAAAAGGGCAUUGUAUCGCUCCAACAACUAGAGAGCUUAAAGUAUCAAAAUUUUUGUUCCUUAGCUGAUCUUAAAAUGAAGAAAUUGUUGGCAUUUGACUUAGUUUUUUGUCACCAAAGUGGAUUUGCAUAUUGAUAAGCAAGGAGUGUUUAAUGAGUUUGAUAAAUCGCCAAUUGUGUUGUUUGUUUUAUAUGUAGUGGUAUAAAUAUACAGUUAAGUGCCUUCACAAAGGUUAUUUUGUAAUAAAUAUAUGUUCUAUAUUUGUCAUCUGAAUAUAAAUUGUUAUCUCACCUCGUUGACCGAGUUGAUAUAAUUAACAAAUAUGUAUAGGAUUUUAUACAUCAUGUUGCAAUUUAUUUUAUACGGCCAAUAUUUAUUUGUGUUCAAAAUACUAAACAGUUUGUGAUAAUUGGCAACACUAAAAAUAUUCCAAUAUGCAUUUUGAUAUAUAUUAUUUAAUUAGUAAUUAAAUUAGGUCAAAUUGAUAAAGAUUGUGUUAUGAUUUGACGCACAUUUACGAUGAGAUUAUCUGCACAUUAUUUUUUAUUUGUAAAAUGUGAUAUCCAAAUACCAAAAUAUCAUGGCGAGACAUGUAUUGACACUUUCAUAGUUUACAUUGUUUUGUUAAAAAAAUAUAUACAAAAUUGUGUCAAUACGAGUGUCAUCGUAGUCGAAACACACACAAUAGUCGAGUCUGGAUAAGUAGGAGUUCAAGGAACUGCGAUUUGUCUCGCGUGUAAAAGUUUCUCGCUUAUGGAGUUUGUCCGAUGGAACCGGACAACGUAUCUCGGUUAUAGAGUUUUCUCGCUUAUCCAGGUUUGACUGUGUUGAUAAUAUACAAAUCAGAAACAGUACAAGAAUUCAUAGCACAAUUAGUUUUGGAAAUUAUAUAGUAUUAAAAAUUAACAUGUAAUUACUAAUUGAUUUAUUUAUAUAUUAGAAAAGAUAUGU
Messenger RNA from Papilio xuthus (Asian swallowtail), 2751 nucleotides. It is a transcript of the gene Hydr2, whose product is annotated as abhydrolase domain-containing protein 2. The coding region runs from base 209 to 1504 and encodes 431 amino acids. NCBI's taxonomy places the organism in Eukaryota, Metazoa, Arthropoda, Insecta, Lepidoptera, Papilionidae. The transcript has 7 exons. The record is from RefSeq and is a predicted model, not a curated record. Gene Ontology annotation, molecular function: monoacylglycerol lipase activity; acetylesterase activity. Gene Ontology annotation, biological process: medium-chain fatty acid catabolic process; sperm capacitation; medium-chain fatty acid biosynthetic process. Gene Ontology annotation, cellular component: sperm plasma membrane; sperm flagellum.